This is a messenger RNA of Gongylonema pulchrum, 222 nucleotides long. The record is from the annotation of a GenBank genome assembly. Lineage: Eukaryota; Metazoa; Nematoda; Chromadorea; Rhabditida; Gongylonematidae.
AUUAGUUGGUGAGUGUGAGGCACUAAAUAUGGCCGAAUUAAAGAACUUGGCCCUGGAUGUGUUGCAAAAAUACCAACGCACUGAGGAGCAGCAUUAUGUGACAAGCUACGUGCAGAUUGCGCUUCGUAAUUAUGAAACGUGGCAGUUUGAUCGUGAGCAGGUCACUUUUCGAAAAUUCUAUAAAAAAGAGAAAUCAACUGGGGGAAAACAGGAGUUGUAAGG